AUGGUUGAGCAGCUAGCAGCGACGGAUGGGGUGGUGGAUAGCGAUGUGGACUUCGAAUUGGGACCACUAAGCUGGGUUGAUGGUUCGGAUCCCAGAGGCUAUGUCGUUUUUGCAUUUCAUGCUGCCACCUCCAGAUUGGAUCCAUAUUGCACCAGGGCCAAAGCAAUGAGCCAGAGAGGUGGAGGUGGACGACAAGGCUGGCCUGGCCGGCCACCUAGUCGUACUCGAUCCCCAGGCAUACUUGGUACCAGCGCCACUGCACCGUACGCUAAAUGCACUCCUCCGCAUCUUAUUCACUCCUACGACUGA
Messenger RNA from Haemonchus placei, 309 nucleotides. NCBI's taxonomy places the organism in Eukaryota, Metazoa, Nematoda, Chromadorea, Rhabditida, Trichostrongylidae. The record is from the annotation of a GenBank genome assembly.